This is a messenger RNA of Salvelinus namaycush (lake trout), 477 nucleotides long. Its product is annotated as lipopolysaccharide-induced tumor necrosis factor-alpha factor homolog. NCBI's taxonomy places the organism in Eukaryota, Metazoa, Chordata, Actinopteri, Salmoniformes, Salmonidae. Bases 1 to 477 code for a protein of 158 amino acids. The record is from RefSeq and is a predicted model, not a curated record. Gene Ontology annotation, molecular function: zinc ion binding. The transcript is spliced from 4 exons.
AUGGAGAAUGGUCAGCAGUAUAGAAGUCAGUAUGGAUCCCCCCAGCACAUCCCAGCUCCCUCCUACCCCGUCCCCCCCGCGGCCUACGGCUUACAGGGAGGCGACAAGGGUGCAGCCUACCCCCCUCAGCCUGGCUUCCAGGGAGGUCCCCAAGCCGGCAUGUACCCACCACCUCCCCAAUACAGCACGGGCAUGGCACAACCUACAAACACCCCUGGGGUAACCCAGGUGGUGGUGAUGCAGCAGCCGCUGCUAAGAGACGUACCCGGCCAGAUGACGUGUCCCCACUGUCAGGUCCAGGUUCUGACAGAGACCACACACAUCGCCGGGAGUCUCGCCUGGCUCAUCUGUGGAGUCCUCUUCUGCUUCCUGUGCAUGAUAUUCUCUUGGAUUCCGUUCUGUGUUGACUCCUGUAAGGACGUAGAACACCGCUGCCCCAACUGCAAGACAGUGAUCUACAUCCACAAACGCAUGUGA